Messenger RNA from Durusdinium trenchii, 754 nucleotides. NCBI's taxonomy places the organism in Eukaryota, Dinophyceae, Suessiales, Symbiodiniaceae. The record is from the annotation of a GenBank genome assembly.
CCCUGGUAGACCCGAAACGUUCAUCUUGGACCACUUGGGGCCAUGGUGAUCCCUGUGGGUGGAGGUCUGGGCCCAAUGGGCCCUGUGGGCCCUCCUUCGGAAGAAGCGCUUCGAAAGCUGCCCUUCUUGAAGGUCACGGUGCUGGCGGUGGCACUGGUGGUGGUGGCGGAGUUUGUGGCCGCCUACUAUGAUGAGGCCAUCUCUGAACUGCUCACACCGUUGAUGGGCUUGCUGGCACUACGGGAUGUCACACAGACAGGUCAAUGUGUCCUUUGUUUGGCCUUCGUGUCGGCCUUCAAUUGCCUUGCGGACAUCACUUCGUUGGUGUUCAUUUUGCUGGGACAGCGCCACAUCGCUGGAGCCAAGUACUUCUUUGCCACCGAGUGCUAUGGCAAAGUGGCAGUGUGGGACCCUACAUCCAGGACAACAAAGGUGGUGACACAGGAGUUAUGUAGCUGGCAAACUGUGGUGGGCAAUUGUGCCAUUGUCUUGGCCAUCCUCUUGGAAUUUAUUUGCUGCAGGUUGUGCAUCAAGAUCUUCCGCGCCUACCAAAGCGAGAGUUUCCAGGGUGGCUUGAUGGGCUAUGAAGGUGACAUGGGUGACAUGGCCGGCGACGCCGUUCCGCCGAGCAACACCGUUCGGCCGAGCGACGCGCAACAACGACCUGCGCAGGGUCCAGGCUUCGUUCCGUUCAGCGGCCAGGGACAGCGCUUGGUGUAGCCGACUCAUCCGAGUCAUCCGACUCGCGCUGCAA